Molecule: messenger RNA, 923 nt
Organism: Dendroctonus ponderosae (mountain pine beetle)
Lineage: Eukaryota; Metazoa; Arthropoda; Insecta; Coleoptera; Curculionidae
Product: acetylcholine receptor subunit alpha-L1
Biological process (GO): nervous system process; regulation of membrane potential; signal transduction
Cellular component (GO): synapse; neuron projection; postsynaptic membrane
Molecular function (GO): transmembrane signaling receptor activity; acetylcholine-gated monoatomic cation-selective channel activity
Source: RefSeq, a predicted model, not a curated record
CAGGAUCAGCAACUGUUCAGCAGGAUUAUUGUGCUAACUUGGCAAACAGCCACACCUGAUAGUUAGAAAAAAUUUAAUAAUGCCAAAAAUCCGGCUAAAUCUGCUAAAUUAUGAUCGACGGACAGUGUUCGGUGGCGUUUACUGAAUUUUCUCCCCUGAAACCGUGAAAAUGUGCAAGUGUUUUAGAGCAGUUUUGCGCAAAAUGGGCCAACGAGCAGGAAAACUAUCCACUCGGUCUUUUUUGCGGUGUUCAUUGUUAAUGUUGGUGAUUUUAACAGGAACUUUCAUUAAAACCGCUUCAGCUAAUCCCGAUGCUAAGCGCCUGUAUGAUGACUUGUUGAGCAACUACAACCGACUAAUUAGACCAGUUCGGAAUCAUUCGACGAAUAUUCUUGUUAAAUUAGGUUUAAGGUUGUCGCAGCUUAUCGAGCUGAACCUGAAAGACCAAAUUCUCACCACUAACGUCUGGUUAGAGCACGAAUGGCACGAUUAUAAAUUUAUGUGGGACCCUCUGGAGUAUGGCGGUGUUAAAGAGCUGUAUGUCCCCUCCGAACAUAUUUGGCUGCCGGAUAUUCUUUUGUACAACAAUGCUGAUGGGGAAUAUGUGAUAACCACCAUGACUAAGGCGGUUCUGAAAUACGAUGGAAAGAUCCAAUGGACGCCGCCAGCAAUUUUCAAAUCUUCCUGCGAAAUCGACGUGCGAUAUUUUCCCUUUGACCAGCAAACGUGUUUCAUGAAGUUUGGAAGCUGGACGUAUGGAAGCCAGAUCGAUCUUCAGCACAUUAAUCAAAAACCCGGAGAAGACAUCGUGGCUUUAGGAAUAGACUUGAGGGAAUAUUACCCGAGUGUUGAAUGGGACAUUCUGGCCGUACCUGCGGAAAGACAUGAGAAGUAUUAUCCUUGCUGUCCGGAACCAUAUCCAG